AUGACAAUGCGAAAUAAUUCUAAAACGAGAGAAAUGUUUAUAGUAAGAGCACUGGAAAAGAUUCUCGCUGAUAAAGAUGUCAAACGAUCACAUUUAUCACAAUUACGAAAAUCAUGCGAAUCCGCAUUGGAUGAUUUACGGAAUGAAAUUAAAGAGGUACCAAAUGUUCAAGGAGAAGAGGCCAUUUCCAAUGCAUUGCCUCAACCGCGAAAUGAUUCAAAUGUUAUAUCAGCUGAAAAAUAUUUUCUUCCAUUUGAGUUGGCAUGUCAAAGUAAAUCGCCACGGAUUGUCGUCACUGCAUUAGAUUGUCUACAAAAGCUUAUAGCAUAUGGACAUUUGACUGGUAAUGUACCAGACUCAACGGAUCCAAAUAAACUAUUGAUUGUGAGAAUUGUCGAGACAAUAUGCAGCUGUUUUAUGGGUCCACAAACUGAUGAAGGAGUACAGUUGCAAAUAAUAAAAGCAUUAUUAACUGUUAUGACCAGUCAACAUGUUGAAGUCCAUGAAGGAACUGUUUUGCUUACUAUUCGUACUGUCUAUAAUGUUUAUUUAGCUUCAAGAAAUUUAGUUAAUCAAACUACUGCACGAGCAACACUUACUCAAAUGAUUAAUGUCAUUUUUGCGCGUAUGGAAACACAAGCAGAAGAAGAAGCUAUUAGAACAAGUGAAACACCUCAACAACCAGAGACACCGGUCACACCCAGAGUUGAAAUUGAAUGUGAAACUUCAUCAAUUGUUGACACAGGCAGUGUGAUAACGCCAACAAUAUCUAAUGAUACAACUCCAUCAUUUGAAGCGCACCAAGUUGUUAGUGAAAUUUUGGAUGAUAUUGUUAAUACUGUUGUACCAGAAGACAACAGUCUUAAGGCAUCAAUAAAUGAGGAACAACCAAGUAUUGAUCAUGUCCACACUGAUGACAAUACCGAUGAAACAACUGCUGAAAAUGAUAAUAUGGUUACUGCUAAAUUUACCCAUGUGCUUCAAAAAGACGCUUUCUUAGUUUUUCGGGCUCUUUGUAAAUUAUCUAUGAAGCCAUUACCGGAAGGUACACCUGAUCCCAAAUCACACGAAUUGAGGUCUAAAAUAUUGUCAUUACAAUUACUUUUGGGUAUUUUACAAAACGCUGGGCCAGUUUUGCGAUCAAAUGAAAUGUUUGUUAUUGCAAUAAAACAAUAUUUGUGUGUAGCACUAUCAAAAAAUGGCGUUUCGUCUGUACCUGAAGUAUUUGAAUUAUCAUUGGCAUUAUUUCUUGCUUUGUUAUCGCGAUUCAAAGUCCACCUGAAGAUGCAAAUAGAAGUUUUCUUUAAGGAAAUUUUUAUGAAUAUACUUGAGACUUCGAGUAGUUCAUUUGAACACAAGUGGAUGGUUAUUCACGCGCUGACAAGAAUUUGUGGAGACGCUCAAAGUGUUGUUGAUAUAUACGUAAAUUAUGAUUGCGAUCUUUCGGCUGCUAAUUUAUUUGAAAGACUCGUAAAUGAUUUAUCAAAAAUAGCACAAGGCCGUCAAGCCUUAGAGCUUGGAGCUUCUCCUAAUCAAGAAAAAUCAAUGCGUAUACGCGGUCUAGAAUGUCUAGUGUCUAUAUUAAAAUGUAUGGUAGAAUGGAGUAGAGAUCUUUAUGUGAAUCCUGGGGUGCCUGUUGAUCAACAAUUGCCGACAGAACCACCUGAUCCACCAUUAGGACAACCAUCCCUACCACGUUAUGGCAGUGCUGGAAGUUUAUCGUCAGCAAAUUCUAGUCUCAUUGGUAUCAAAGAGAUGCCUGAUUCACCUGAACAAUUUGAAGUUCAAAAGCAACAAAAAGAAGUGUGGGAAGCCGGAAUUGAAAUAUUUAAUAGAAAACCUGCUAAAGGUAUCCAGUAUCUUCAGGAACAACAUUUAUUGGGUACUGCACCUGAUGAUGUCGCAAGAUUUCUUCAUAAUGAUGAAAGAUUAGAUAAAACAGCCAUUGGUGAUUUUCUGGGUGAUCAUAACCAUAAUCAAACUAUGUAUAACUAUAUUGAUCAAAUGGAUUUUGCUAAUAGAGAUUUAGUCACUGCACUGAGAUAUUUUUUGGAGGGUUUCCGAUUGCCUGGUGAAGCUCAAAAAAUUGAUCGGCUGAUGGAAAAAUUUGCUAGUCGAUACUGCGAGUGUAAUCCCAACAACGGUCUGUUUACAAGUGCUGAUACAGCUUACGUCUUAGGUUUUUCAAUAAUUAUGCUGACAACUGAUUUACAUUCACCACAGGUGAAAAAUAAAAUGACUAAAGAGCAAUAUAUCAAAUUAAAUCGACGGAUAAGUGAUAAUGAAGAUUUACCUGAAGAAUAUUUGUCAAAAAUUUAUGACGAAAUUGCUGGUAAUGAAAUAAAAAUGAAGUCACAUCCUAACAGGCCAGGAAAACAAGUGAUAUCAAGUGAAAAGAAACGUCGGUUGCUGUGGAACAUGGAGAUGGAGUUGAUAUCAACGGCGGCUAAAAAUUUAAUGGACUCUGUGAGUCAUGUCCAGGCUCCAUUUACAACAGCAAAACACUUAGAGCAUGUUCGUCCAAUGUUUAAAAUGGCUUGGACUCCUUUCCUCGCUGCUUUUUCUGUUGGUCUUCAGGAUUGCGAUGAUCCCGAAAUAGCAUCGUUGUGUUUAGAUGGUAUACGGUGUGCUAUUCGUAUAGCUUGCAUUUUUCAUAUGACGUUGGAACGUGAUGCUUAUGUUCAAGCACUGGCAAGGUUUACUCUUCUAACAGCAAACUCUCCGAUAACUGAAAUGAAAGCCAAGAAUAUUGAUACGAUAAAAACGUUAAUAACAAUUGCUCAUACAGACGGCAAUUAUUUAGGCAGCUCGUGGCUGGACGUUGUAAAGUGUAUUUCACAGUUGGAACUUGCUCAAUUAAUAGGCACAGGAAUACGACCACAGCUAUUGGGUCCACCAUCAAAGCCAUAUUUUCCAUUGCCGCUUAAUAAUUUUACAAAUUUAACUCAUAACAAUUCACAUCAAUCAAAUAGUCUUAAUUUAAGCUCACUAGAUCCUAGUGUAAAAGAAUCAAUUGGUGAAACAAGUUCACAGAGUGUCGUUGUUGCUGUUGAUAGAAUUUUCACUGGCUCAAUACGAUUGGAUGGUGAUGCUAUUGUAGAAUUUGUUAAAGCUCUGUGUCAAGUAUCACUUGAAGAAUUAUCUCAUCCAUCACAGCCACGCAUGUUUUCACUUACUAAAAUUGUUGAGAUUUCUUAUUACAAUAUGGGUCGUAUCAGACUACAGUGGUCAAGAAUAUGGCAAGUUGUUGGUGAUCAUUUUGAUCGGGUUGGAUGUAGCCCAAGACAAAAUAUUGCUUUUUUUGCGGUUGAUUCAUUACGACAAUUAGCAACAAAAUUUAUUGAGAAAGGAGAAUUUGCAAAUUUUCGAUUUCAAAAAGAAUUUCUGCGCCCGUUUGAACAUAUAAUGAAAAAAAAUCGAUCACCAGUUAUUCGUGACAUGGUUGUAAGAUGUGUCGCUCAAAUAGUUAACUCACAAGCACCAAAUAUACGCUCGGGUUGGAAAAAUAUAUUUAGUGUAUUUCAUCAUGCAGCUAGUGAUCGUGAUGAAUCAGUUGUUGACCUGGCAUUCACAAUGACGGGAAAAAUAAUAAAUGAUUUAUAUGCAAAGGAUUUUAGUAUUAUGGUAGAUUCAUUUCAAGAUGCCGUAAAGUGCCUAAGUGAAUUUGCUUGCAAUGCAUCUUUUCCAGACACAAGCAUGGAAGCAAUAAGACUGAUACGCACGAGUGCCUCCUAUAUUGAUGUUAAUCCUCAAAUGUUUGCUGAAGGAAUGAUGGAUGACAAUGGGAUGGUGUCGGAGGAAGAUCGAUCAUGGGUGAGAGGCUGGUUUCCAUUAUUAUUUGAAUUGUCUUGUGUUGUAAGUAGGUGUAAACUUGAUGUACGAACACGUGCAUUAACUGUACUAUUUGACGUUGUUAAAACACACGGUGCUUCAUUUAAACCUCACUGGUGGAAAGAUUUAUUUCAAGUACUAUUUCGUAUUUUUGAUAAUAUGAAACUUCCAGAACAACAUACAGAGAAGGCCGAAUGGAUGACCACAACAUGCAAUCAUGCUCUUUACGCAAUCGUCGAUGUAUUUUCUCAAUUUUACGAUAUUUUGGGUCCUCUUCUUCUUGGUCAACUGUAUUCUCAAUUACUUUGGUGUGUACAGCAAGAUAACGAACAAUUGGCUCGUUCUGGUACAAAUUGCCUUGAAAAUCUUGUGAUAAGCAACGGUAUAAAAUUCGAUGAAGACACCUGGACUAAAACAACUCGUUGUAUUCUCGAUACUUUUGAAAGUACUUUACCAUCUGUACUACUCACUUGGAAACCGCCAUCAACAAAUAAAGAAUCCGAUAUGGAUGUUAUAACUGGAGAUAAUGAUAAUCACAUGGGAAUACUCAAACGUAGUCAAAGUACUCAAAGUCUCUGCAAUAAUAAUAAUAAUAAUAAUGAUUUACCCCGGUCACGAUUAUUUUCAUCUCUGCUGAUAAAAUGUGUCGUACAAUUGGAAUUAAUUCAAACCAUUGAUAAUAUUAUAUUUUAUCCAGCGACGUCACGUAAAGAGGAUCAAGAAAAUUUGGCUCUAGCACAAGCAGAUAUGUUGAAUGGUCGUUCAAGUGAUUCGGGUCUCGAUGGAUCAGGCAGUGAACAAAAAGAAGAACAAGGAAUGUACUGUUCAUUAAAUACAAUUCAUCUUUUACAAUUAGUUGAUUGUCUUUUGAGAUCGCACAGAUUUGCCAAGAGCUUUAAUGUUAACAAUGAACAACGUAAUAUUCUUUGGAAAGCUGGUUUUCGUGGCACAGUUAAACCUAAUCUACUAAAACAAGAGACACAGUCGCUUGCAUGUGCUCUACGAAUCCUAUUUAAAAUGUAUAAUGACGAGACACAUCGUACUAAUUGGUCAACAGUUGAGUCUCAUUUAGUUGAAAUAUCACGAGAAGCGUUGGAAUAUUUUCUAGUUUUACCUAAUGAAGCUCAUCGUGACGCUUGGACACCUAUUUUAUUACUGCUACUCAAUAGAAUUCUUAAAAUGUGCGACAAUCGUUUUGCCGUACACGCGGCUAAUUGUUAUCCUCUUUUGUGUGAAGUAAUGUGUUUUGAUCUUAAACCCGAACCACGGUCUGUUUUAAGGAGAUUUUUCUUACGAAUUGGACCGGUAUUCAGAAUUACAAAAUUGUAA
Molecule: messenger RNA, 5160 nt
Organism: Cotesia congregata
Lineage: Eukaryota; Metazoa; Arthropoda; Insecta; Hymenoptera; Braconidae
Source: the annotation of a GenBank genome assembly